AUGUCUACAAACGACGAAGACUUCCUCACCCCUCGGGGUCUGCUCGUCCAGGGCAGUUUCGUCUGCGAUGGACCCUCUUUCAAGGAGUUCCAGGCAGCCGUUGACGCAAGUCUCAAUCUGCCAUAUGAUCAGCAGGGAUUUAUGCGCUGGUGCGGAAUAUCACUGAUGGGUUGGAGCAUUCUCGUCACCCAAUUGAAUCCAAUAGUGGAUACCUGUUAUACAGCUGUGCAAGCCAUUCAGUUGCUCGGAUACGCAUACAGGGAAGUAGGCACAGUCUGUGACCGUAUACUCGAUACUUCAUCCACGGCGGAGCAUGAUUACGACGCGAUGUUCCAGGGUCUGAACGACCUUACAGAUGACCCCGACAAUGGGGAUCUGCGGCAAAAAGUGCAGAAAUUGACUGCUGACCGUCUGGACGGUGUCACAGCUCUGGAGAGCAAGACAGAUGCUACCUUCGGUCAGUUGAACGAAGGCACGGAUGGGGUGAAGAACUGCGAAGACCAGCUCAAAACAAUUCUUAAGAACCUCAACGGCUCGGAGUUGGAAGACGAACUCCGGGAGAGAGAUCCUGCGGAUGACCUGGAGGAUGACCUCACUGCAUUGGGUGUGAUUCGAGAAAAGGUGGCAGCCAUGAACAUGGAAGACCAGUCAGGAGAAGCCAUACACAACAUGCAACUAGUUCUAGGCUCGGUUCGUGUUAUUAUAACCGAUCUCACGGCUAUCGAGGAUUCGAUCGAGAAAGCCAAUGCCCCUGCGAAUGAGAUUAUUCUCGGGCAUGAAAAAGCUAAGAUCAUUAGAAAGUGGAAUGAUCUUGCAGUGGAAGGUGAACUAGAUCUUCUCAAGCAACAGCUUCGCACCGCUGCUGGCAGGCCCAGCCUUCUUGUUAUCCUUCCCAGAGUCCACGGCCUUCUGCAGUGCCUUCUUGUUCUUCUUCAGCGUCUUCAACAACUCGUCCUUCGUUUUGAACUCAUCCGACUUCGCCAGAGCCGCCACCACGAAGGUGUUGGAGCCGGUGGCCCACGACAUGAUCUCAUCUUCGAUCUGCUAGUACAGGAGCCCGUGGAUGUUCAAGACCGGCUGCACCUUCUCCACGGCCUUCUCGGCGGGCUUGAAUCGUCCACCCUGGACCAGAGACUUCAACAACCGGCCCACGAACGGCGAGUCCUUGGUGUCGGCUCUGGAUUUGGCGGCAGCGGCAACGGCCGACAGAGUGGCGCUCUUGUCUCCAUCGGCGUCGAAUAG
Aspergillus affinis is the source of this 1242-nucleotide messenger RNA. RefSeq lists its product as uncharacterized. Bases 1 to 1242 code for a protein of 413 amino acids. Lineage: Eukaryota; Fungi; Ascomycota; Eurotiomycetes; Eurotiales; Aspergillaceae. The record is from RefSeq and is a predicted model, not a curated record. The transcript has 8 exons.